AUGGACGCGCUGAGUUUGGACAUCUCACAUGCCGUUGAGGCAUCUGUGCCGUCGUCUUCCGCUCAGAGCUCCCAGCGCUCGUCGCCCCGCCGCUUGAUGACCUACACAUCGUUCGUGCCGAGCCGCGGCGCUUCGAUGCCAACAGACAAUGACACUGAUCCGCUUAUUUGCAGUCAAGAUCGCAAUUUGAGCUCACCGCGUGUUUCUGCGAAGUCGGUUUAUGCUGUGCAGCCGACUCCGUCGGGUACCUCAUUCUUCCGCUACCUGCCUGUGGUGUUGGUGGUCGCGAGCUUCGUCACUGUCUACACGGUUUUCGUGUUCUAUCAUCUCAAGCCAGCCAUCGAGGAUGACGUAAGCCAUUUGGGAGUGUUGAGUAACAAGACGGUGGCCAUAUUGGUCAGCACUAGUGUCUGCUGCCUGUUGUUCUUGUUGAACUACAUCUUGUGCGCCACAGUUGACCCUGGCCGCGUGCCUGAAACGCUGGAGUGGUGCAUGUACCCCGGCAGUGAAAAGCACACGCCGCCAACUUUAUGCGAGACCAAGAGGUCCGGAGAUCGUCGUUCUUGCAAGUGGUGUUCUAUUUACAAGCCGGACCGGGCCCACCACUGCCGUGUAUGCGGUCGCUGCGUGCUGAAGAUGGACCACCACUGCCCUUGGGUGAACAACUGCAUCGGUUGGGCUAACCACAAGUACUUUUUCUUGACCGUGUUCUACGCCGUUGUUUUGUCUGGCCUAGUGUCCACCUUUUCUUUCCCUACCGUUCGGCAUGUAAUGAAGAGUCCUACGGUUAGUUUUGCUUCUCCUCAUAUGGCAUUGUGUUUUGUAUGUCACCUGCCUCUUUUUGCUGUGUUUCAUAACUUGUUUUUGUUGUUCGUGUUGCGUUUCGCGAUUUUCAAUCGGGUUCAGGUACCAGCAAAACAGUACGUUGUGCUGCUCGUUGCCGAGGUCAUGUCGAUUUUCUCGUUCUUCCUGUGCAGCGGAUUUUUGAGCUUCCACAUCUUUUUGAUCUGCGAGGCGUACACGACGAUCGAGUUUCAGGAGAAGGGGUCGUACAGCAACCUGUGGUUGGACCGCUCCAUUUGGUCAGGCACGCUGUACGAGAACCUCUCCUGCGUUCUGGGCAAGAACCCUUUGUUUUGGCUGUUGCCCAUCGACGAUCGCGCGGGCAAUGGUGUGACGUUCAUUCCGCAAAUAACGGCAGACGACAAUGACGAGUCCUACGACGAGAACUCAACGUUCCUCAAGAUGGCCCGCGAGACAAAGCAGUUUGAGCCUAUUCUGGACGUUUGA
Molecule: messenger RNA, 1290 nt
Organism: Babesia ovata
Lineage: Eukaryota; Apicomplexa; Aconoidasida; Piroplasmida; Babesiidae
Product: cell cycle regulator with zn-finger domain-containing protein
Exons: 1
Coding region: 1-1290 (429 amino acids)
Molecular function (GO): palmitoyltransferase activity
Source: RefSeq, a predicted model, not a curated record